CACGUAAUUCUUGUCAACGUUUUUAAAAUCAAUGGUCUAACAAAUUUCGUUUUCUUCAUAUAAAAUUUUAACGAAAUUGAUAGAAAGCACAGCCGCCUUAAGCGUGACCAAUCAGUUCGGUAUACGUAAGUAGAAUUAGAUUAUGAGGGAUGAAUUAAUUGUAUGAACAGCAAGGAGUUUCGGAAUGGGCGGUAGGUUGCAUUCCUUGUUCGGCAACCUUACAAAUAAAUAACCAUUCUUUGAAGAGCAUUAUCACAUCCAUAUAGAAGCAGCUCUUCCUUUCCAAGAAUAGCUAAGCCCGAUUUCAUCAUACAGCUAAGCCAGGUUUCCUAGUUACAGAAACUUUUUUGUCCAAAGAAAGCAAUGGCAAGUGAUGGAGUUGUCACUGUUUAUGGCAAUGGCACAAUUACUGACACAAAGAAAUCGUCAUAUGCCUGCAAGGUUGGUCUGGCUCAAAUGCUAAGAGGGGGAGUUAUCAUGGAUGUUGUUAAUGCUGAACAGGCUAGAAUUGCUGAAGAGGCAGGGGCUGUAGCUGUGAUGGCCUUGGAGCGUGUCCCUGCUGACAUCAGAGCUCAAGGAGGAGUUGCCAGAAUGAGUGAUCCGGGUCUCAUCAAGGAGAUCAAGAAUGCAGUAACUAUACCUGUCAUGGCCAAAGCUAGAAUAGGCCAUUUUGUUGAAUCCCAAAUUCUUGAGGCAAUUGGUAUUGAUUAUGUUGAUGAGAGUGAAGUUCUCACUGUUGCAGAUGAUGCACACCACAUCAACAAACACAACUUCCGCAUACCAUUUGUGUGUGGGUGCAGGAACCUUGGUGAGGCACUGAGAAGGAUCGCUGAAGGAGCUGCUAUGAUCAGGACUAAAGGAGAAGCUGGCACAGGGAAUAUUAUUGAGGCUGUAAGACAUGUGAGAUCUGUCUUGGGUGAUAUACGAAGACUUCAGAGCUUAGAUGAUGAUGAGGUUUUUUCCUUUGCCAAACAGAUUGCCGCUCCCUAUGAGCUUGUGAGGCAAACCAAACAGCUGGGAAGGCUUCCUGUUGUCAACUUUGCAGCAGGAGGUGUGGCUACACCUGCUGAUGCUGCCUUGAUGAUGCAGCUGGGUUGUGAUGGAGUUUUUGUGGGUUCUGGUGUGUUCAAAAGUGGUGAUCCAGCUCGCAGGGCUCGAGCUAUUGUUCAGGCUGUGACUCAUUAUAAUGAUCCCCAUAUACUGGCUGAGGUUAGCUGCGAUUUAGGAGAUGCAAUGGUUGGUAUUAAUCUCAACGAUGCAAAAGUGGAGCGAUAUGCAGAGAGGUCGGAGUAGAAUAUGAAGAUUAGCCAAAGAAGGGACCUGGUUUAGGUGCCCAGUAGUUGAUUGAAUUAAUUAUGUAAUAAGGCAUAAAUUAAAACCCAUAGCUGUAUUUCAACCACUUGAUGAACGAACUCAAUAUGUAGCAACAUUUAUUAUUGUUGUAGUGAACUUACUAUUCUCCUUUUUAGUAAUUCACAUUGAAUGAAACUACUUGUAACCAAUAGCAAGAUUUCUUUGA
This is a messenger RNA of Cryptomeria japonica (Japanese cedar), 1519 nucleotides long. Its product is annotated as probable pyridoxal 5'-phosphate synthase subunit PDX1. The coding region runs from base 364 to 1293 and encodes 309 amino acids. The transcript is spliced from 2 exons. Gene Ontology annotation, molecular function: amine-lyase activity. The record is from RefSeq and is a predicted model, not a curated record. NCBI's taxonomy places the organism in Eukaryota, Viridiplantae, Streptophyta, Pinopsida, Cupressales, Cupressaceae. Gene Ontology annotation, biological process: pyridoxine biosynthetic process; amino acid metabolic process; pyridoxal 5'-phosphate biosynthetic process.